Messenger RNA from Pristis pectinata (smalltooth sawfish), 9333 nucleotides. RefSeq names its product acetyl-CoA carboxylase beta (gene acacb). The transcript is spliced from 54 exons. The record is from RefSeq and is a predicted model, not a curated record. The coding region runs from base 282 to 7010 and encodes 2242 amino acids. Lineage: Eukaryota; Metazoa; Chordata; Chondrichthyes; Rhinopristiformes; Pristidae. Gene Ontology annotation, molecular function: metal ion binding; acetyl-CoA carboxylase activity; ATP binding. Gene Ontology annotation, biological process: fatty acid biosynthetic process.
GCUCUUUGGACUUGCUGUUCUGGAACAAAUGAAGCUUGGUCCAAGGUCUUCUCUGGAAACAGAAAUGUAAGCUUGAAUUCUUCCAUGGCAAAGAAAAAUAGUCCACCUUCAACGUGGUUUCAAUAUCUAAGGAGAUUAUACCAAGAUUGGUGGUGUAAUGGAUAGUGAAGAAGGUUACCUAAGAUUACAACAGGAUCUAGAUCUACAGCUGGGGAAGUGAGCCAAGGAAUGCAGAUGGAAUUUAACUCGGACAAGUGUGAAAUGUUGCACUUUGGCCGAGUAUGUCAGGUUUACAUCUAACAAAGAAGGGCAGGGAGGAGCAAAGGCUGGAUCUUCAUCGGGAUUUUACCGUGGCCUCUCCUGCUGAGUUUGUCACCCGGUUUGGAGGGAAUCGAAUUAUUGAAAAGGUUCUAAUUGCCAACAAUGGCAUUGCAGCUGUCAAAUGUAUGAGAUCCAUCCGUAGAUGGUCCUAUGAAAUGUUUCGGAAUGAGAAAGCAAUUCGGUUUGUAGUUAUGGUAACUCCCGAAGAUCUGAAGGCCAAUGCAGAAUACAUCAAAAUGGCAGAUCACUAUGUUCCCGUAACUGGAGGACCCAACAACAACAAUUAUGCGAAUGUGGAAUUGAUUGUAGACAUUGCCAAAAGAAUUCCAGUGCAGGCCGUGUGGGCUGGCUGGGGACAUGCUUCGGAGAACCCCAAACUUCCAGAGCUCCUUCAGAAAUACAACAUUGCAUUUUUAGGUCCUUCGAGCCAAGCUAUGUGGUCAUUAGGAGAUAAAGUAGCCUCUACCAUUGUAGCACAGACUGCAGGGAUACCAACAUUGCCUUGGAGUGGAAAUGGUCUGAUUCUGGAAUGGACAGAGGAAGAUCAGAGAUUGAAGAGGAUUGUCAGUGUUCCUAAGGAACUGUACAUGAGUGGGUGUGUGAGAGAUGCCACUGAAGGUUUAGAGGUUGCAGAAAAGAUUGGCUAUCCAGUAAUGAUUAAAGCAUCUGAAGGCGGUGGAGGAAAAGGGAUUCGCAAGGUUGAGAGUGCAGAUGACUUUCCCAACCUUUUCCGACAAGUUCAGACUGAGGUUCCUGGCUCUCCGAUUUUCAUCAUGCAAAUGGCCCAGCAUGCACGGCACCUGGAAGUACAAAUUCUAGCAGACCAAUAUGGUAAUGCAAUCUCGUUGUUUGGACGUGACUGUUCCAUUCAACGCAGGCACCAGAAAAUCAUUGAGGAAGCCCCUGCAACUAUUGCCCCUCAGUCGGUGAUUGAGUAUAUGGAACAGUAUGCAGUGCGAAUUGCCAAAAUGGUUGCAUAUGUCAGUGCAGGAACUGUAGAAUACCUCUACAGUCCAGAUGGCACUUUCUACUUCCUGGAACUCAAUCCUCGCCUACAAGUGGAGCAUCCCUGCACAGAGAUGAUAGCAGAUGUCAACUUGCCUGCUGCCCAGUUACAGGUCGCUAUGGGGAUUCCCUUGCACCGAAUUAAGGAUGUCCGAGUUCUGUAUGGAGAAUCUCCUUGGGCUGACUCACCAAUCAACUUUGAGGAGCCAGUAAAUACUCCAAGGCCCAGAGGUCAUGUUAUUGCUGCCAGGAUCACAAGUGAAAACCCUGAUGAGGGAUUUAAGCCUAGCUCAGGAACAGUCCAGGAGUUGAACUUCCGUAGCAAUAAAAAUGUCUGGGGAUACUUCAGUGUGGCAGCAGCCGGCGGGCUGCAUGAGUUUGCUGAUUCCCAGUUUGGCCACUGUUUCUCCUGGGGAGAAAACCGUGAGGAAGCUAUCUCGAAUAUGGUUUUAGCUCUUAAAGAACUCUCAAUCCGAGGGGACUUUAGAACUACAGUUGAGUAUUUGAUAAAGCUUCUGGAAACGGAGAGUUUUCAAUGUAACACCAUUGAUACUAGCUGGCUUGACCACCUCAUUGCAGACAAAAUUCAGGCAGAGAGGCCAGAUACAAUACUUGGAGUGAUAUGUGGUGCUUUACAUGUGGCAGAUUCAGCCUUUCAAACAAGCAUGACCAAUUUCCUGCACUCUCUGGAAAGAGGUCAGGUUCUCCCUGCCAGCAGCCUGCUAAAUACAGUGAAUGUGCAGCUCAUUUAUGAAGAAACUAAAUAUUCCUUACAGGUGGCCCGUCAGUCACAGACUCUCUAUGUUGUUAUUAUGAAUGACUCUCACAUUGAGAUUGAUGUUCACCGGUUAAGUGAUGGAGGCCUCUUACUGUCCUAUGAUGGCAACAGUUACACUACCUACAUGAAAGAGGAGAUAGACAAAUAUCGGAUCACUAUUGGUAACAAGACUUGUGUGUUUGAAAAGGAGAAGGAUCCGACUGUGCUGCGGUCUCCCUCUGCUGGCAAACUUCUGCAGUACCUUGUUGAAGAUGGAGGCCAUGUCUUUGCAGGGCACUGCUAUGCAGAGAUUGAGGUGAUGAAAAUGGUCAUGGCGCUGACUGUGGAGGAGUCAGGAUGUGUGCACUAUGUAAAGAGACCAGGUGCCUGUCUGGAGCAGGGCUGCACUGUAGCUAAAAUGGAAUUAGAUGAUCCUACGAAACUUCAUCCAGCCCAGUUAUACACAGGCAUCUUUGAACCACAGCAGUUGCUAACCAUUGUUGGUGAGAAACUACACCAGGUCUUCCAUAGUAUGCUGGAGAACCUGAUCAAUAUCAUGAAUGGUUACUGCUUGCCUGAGCCCUUCUUCAGCAAUAAGGUUCAAAAAUGGAUCACAAAGCUGAUGGCAACUCUCAGAGACCCUUCCCUGCCCCUUCUUGAGUUGCAAGAUAUUAUGACCAGUGUCUCAGGUAGAAUCCCUGUGAGUGUGGAGAAGGCCAUUCGGAAAGUGAUAGCUCAGUAUGCAAGUAACAUCACUUCUGUACUCUGUCAGUUCCCAAGUCAACAGAUUGCAGACAUCCUGGAUAGCCAUGCUGCCACCCUUCAGCGGAAAGCAGACAGGGAAGUCUUCUUUAUGAACACGCAGAGUGUUGUCCAGUUGGUGCAACGUUAUCGAAGUGGAAUCCGUGGCCACACGAAGUCAGUUGUCCUAGGCCUGUUGAGGAGGUAUCUGAAUGUUGAAACACAGUUCCAGCAAGCUCAUUAUGACAAAUGUGUGAUCAACCUGAGGGAACAGUUCAAACCCAACAUGACACCGGUGCUUGACUGCAUCUUCUCUCAUGCGCAGGUGGCCAAGAAAAACGUCCUGGUCAUCAUGUUAAUUGAUCAGCUUUGUGCACGAGAUCCCACGUUGACAGACGAGCUGAUGGUGAUUUUAAAUGAACUAACACAACUCAGCAGAAUGGAGAACUCCAAGGUAGCUCUGCGAUCCAGGCAGGUUCUGAUUGCAUCGCACUUGCCUUCCUAUGAGCUGCGACAUAAUCAGGUGGAGUCUCUGUUCCUGUCUGCUAUUGAUAUGUACGGGCAUCAGUUCUGCCCCGAUAAUCUAAAGAAAUUGAUCCUCUCAGAGACUUCCAUCUUCGAUGUCCUUCCCAGUUUUUUCUAUCAUGUCAACCAGGUGGUACGAAUGGCUGCGCUAGAGGUAUAUGUACGCAGAUCAUAUAUUGCCUACGAACUCAACAGCAUACAGCAUCAUCAGCUACACAAUGGCAUUCGUGUAGUGGACUUCCAGUUUCUGCUUCCUUCGUCUCAUCCAAACAGAGGAAGCAAUCCUACGAUAUUCAGGAUGUGUGUUCCACAUUACGAGCUGAAUCAGCAGAGCAAUGAUCCAUUCAUGACUAGCAUACAAACAUCUCUGUGUCAACGAAUGGGUGUUAUGGUUGCAUUUGAAACAUUUGAUGAUUUUGUUAAAAACUUUGAAGAAGUGAUUGCUUGCUUUGCUGACCCAUCUCUGGAUAGUCCACUAUUUUCUGAGACAAGAUCAACCUUCUUUGAUCAGGAAGACAAUAAGAAUUUGAAGGACGAACCGAUCCAUAUUCUGAAUAUCGCCCUCAGAGAUGGUGAUUGUGAAAAGGAUGAUGAACUGGUGCUGAUCUUCAGUAAAUUCUGCCAAACAAAGAAAGCCCUUUUCUUUGAGUAUGGAAUCAGGCGAAUCACCUUUCUAGUUGGACAGAAGCGAGAAUUCCCCAAGUACUUCACCUUCAGGGCAAAUACUGAGUUUGCAGAGGAUCGUAUUUAUCGACAUUUGGAUCCAGCCCUGGCUUUCCAGUUAGAACUCAACCGGAUGCAAAAUUUUGACCUCACUGCUCUUCCUUGUGGUAACCACAAGAUGCACCUGUACCUAGGUGCUGCCAAGGUGAAGAAGGGAGCAGAGGUCACUGACUACAGGUUUUUUGUCCGAGCUAUCAUCCGACAUCCUGACCUCAUUACUAAGGAAGCCUCUUUUGAAUAUCUACAAAAUGAGGGGGAGCGUCUGCUGCUUGAGGCCAUGGAUGAACUAGAAGUGGCUUUUAACAAACAGACUGUGCGCACUGACUGCAACCAUAUUUUCCUUAACUUUGUGCCUACUGUAAUUAUGGACCCAAUGAAGAUUGAGAAGUCUGUCCAUGACAUGGUGAUGAGAUAUGGGAGCAGAUUGUGGAAACUCAGGGUCAUGCAAGCUGAGCUCAAAAUAAACAUCCGUUUAACUCCCACCGGAAAGGCAAUCCCAAUCCGUUUGCUCCUCACUAAUGAAUCUGGAUAUUAUCUGGAUAUGAGCCUAUAUAAGGAGGUGACAAAUGCCAGAACUGGACAGAUUAUGUUCAUUUCAUAUGGAGAUAAACAGGGGCCUCUCCAUGGAAUGUUGAUGAGCACACCAUAUGUCACCAAAGAUCUGCUCCAGGCAAAGCGAUUCCAGGCACAGUCCUUGGGAACAACCUAUGCUUAUGAUUUUCCUGAAAUGUUUCAACAGGCUCUCUUUAAGAUGUGGGGAUCUGAUGUGGAACAUCCAAAAGAACCACUACAGUGCACAGAACUUGUGCUGGACUCUCAUGGUCAACUGGUACAUAUGAAUAGGAUUCCUGGAGGUAAUGAGGUAGGAAUGGUGGCAUGGAAAAUGAAUUUAAAAACUCCAGAGUAUCCUGAAGGGCGUGACAUUGUUGUCAUUUGUAAUGACAUCACUUUUAAGAUUGGCUCAUUUGGCCCAGAGGAGGAUUUGCUGUUCCUGCGGGCAUCACAACUAGCCAGAGCAGAAGGCAUUCCAAGAAUCUAUAUAGCAGCAAACAGUGGUGCCAGGAUUGGGCUCGCUGAAGAGAUAAGGCACAUGUUCCAGGUUGCUUGGGAGGAUCCAGAUGAUCCAUACAAGGGCUUCAAGUACCUGUAUUUGACACCUCAGGACUACACCAGAAUUAGCCCUAUUAAUUCAGUGCACUGUGAGCAUGUGGAGGAGGAUGGAGAGUAUAGAUAUGUCAUAACUGACAUUAUUGGCAAGGAGGAAGGCUUGGGGGUGGAGAACCUGCGUGGAGCUGGUGCAAUUGCUGGAGAAUCCUCCCUAGCUUACAAUGAUAUUGUCACAAUCAGUCUGGUGACGUGCCGUGCAAUUGGAAUUGGAGCAUACUUGGUGAGAUUAGGACAACGUGUCAUCCAAGUGGAGAAUUCACAUAUUAUUCUCACUGGAGCCAGUGCACUGAACAAGGUUCUUGGUCGUGAAGUGUACACAUCCAACAACCAGCUGGGUGGAGUACAUAUUAUGCACAACAAUGGAAUUUCACACACCACUGUACCCGAUGAUUUUGAAGGAGUUUAUACCAUCUUAGAGUGGCUCUCUUAUAUGCCUAAGAACAAUACAAGCCCAGUGCCUGUAAUCUCCCCAAAGGAUUGCCCUGAGAGGGAAAUUGACUUUGUACCAAGCAAAGCCCCAUAUGAUCCUCGUUGGAUGCUGGCUGGCAGACCUCAUCCAACUGUCAAAGGUGCUUGGCAGAGUGGUUUCUUUGACCAUGGAUCCUUCAGGGAAAUUAUGGAACCUUGGGCACAAACUGUAGUGGUGGGAAGAGCAAGGUUAGGAGGAAUCCCUGUGGGAGUUAUUGCUGUGGAGACUCGGACUGUGGAAAUGACGAACCCAGCAGAUCCAGCUGACCCAGAGUCAGAGUCAAAAAUUGUUCAACAAGCUGGACAGGUGUGGUUUCCAGACUCUGCUUUCAAAACAGCGCAAGUUAUUAAAGACUUCAAGCGAGAGCAGCUUCCUCUUAUAGUGUUCGCUAACUGGAGGGGCUUUUCUGGUGGAAUGAAAGAUAUGUAUGAUCAAGUUCUGAAGUUUGGUUCCAGUAUUGUCGAUAGUUUGAGGGAGUUCCAGCAGCCGGUGCUGGUUUACAUUCCCCCUCAUGCUGAACUCCGAGGUGGUUCAUGGGCAGUUAUCGAUCCAACUAUCAAUCCACUUUACAUUGAGCUGUAUGCUGACAAAGAAAGCAGAGGUGGUGUGCUGGAACCCGAAGGCACUGUCGAAAUCAAAUUCAAACGGAAGGAUUUGGUGAAAACAAUGAGGAGAAUUGACACCGUUUAUUCAGGCCUUGCUGACCAGUUGGGUUCUCCUGAACUUUCUGAGGAAGUCCGUAAAGACCUAGAAGCCAAGUUGAAAGCACGAGAGGAGUACUUACUUCCAAUUUACCACCAAGUGGCAACGCAGUUUGCUGACCUCCAUGACACUCCUGGUCGGAUGCAGGAGAAAGGAGUUAUUACAGAUGUCCUGGAGUGGAAGACCGUCCGUGGAUUUUUCUACUGGCGUCUGCGCCGACUGUUGCUGGAGGAGGUGGCAAAACAAACAAUCAUAAAAGCAAAUCAGGAACUGAGUGACUGCCACAUCAAAUCCAUGCUGCGGAGGUGGUUUGUGGAGACAGAAGGAACUGUGAAGGCUUACCUAUGGGACAAUAACCAACAUGUGGUGGCAUGGCUGGAGAAACACCUCAAUGAUGAGAACGAUACUCGCUCUGUAAUACGAGAGAACAUCAAGUAUCUGAAGCGGGAUUAUGCACUAAAGCACAUUCGCAGCUUGGUUCAAGCAAACCCAGAGGUCGCAAUGGAUUGUAUUAUCCAUAUGGCGCAACAAAUCACGCCAGCCCAACGCACACAGGUCAGUCAUCUCUUAACAACCAUGGAUGGCCCAGUUUCACCUUAAGUGAGGGAGACGCUCACAAUUGACCCCUGGAUAUUUAACGUCAGGAAGACUGAACAAGAUCCACAUCGUUUCAUUGCAUAUAAAGUAAGAAAGUGUAGGGAGGGAGAAAGCAUUCAGAAACAUUGACCUUGUGCAUUUUCCAAGCCAUUUGCUGAAGAUCCUUGAAUAAAUAGUGGUGGAAAUUAUUCCUUCCUGCCUUUAUCACCCAGUAUUUAAUCAAUUCUGCUUCUUGGCCCUAGGGCUAACGGUGCUCUGAAAAAAUAAUUUAACUUUGGUGAAAGAGUUUGACAUUUAGCGUACUUGGUUUUUUCUACUGUGUGAGUAUGCAUUUACUCAAACAAAUCCAGCUGUCAUCUUGAAGGCCUCAGCAUCAGGAAGCACCUUACUGAUACUAUUUGUACUAGCUGAAUUAUGUGCAUAAAAACAUUUUCUAAGACAUUAUUUUCUACAUCGAAUUCCACUCAGGAGCAUGCCAAUAUUGUUUUGAUUUUUGUUAUAUUGUCUUUGCCUGUAAGUGCAAUUCAGAGAAUGUGUAUUGCACAGAAGUAAAACAAAAAGGACCCUUGAAAGUCAGAUAAAUAUUGAUCGUGCUGAAUUUAAUAAUGUUUGAUCUUUACUGAUAAACUUUGAUCUUACACAAAAUUUGCUGCAAUGUAGCAAUGGAUGUCAUUAGUGAUCCACUUUCCUAAAGGCUGCAAAAGGCCUUCAUUCACAACUUCUUGCAUGAAACCAUCAUGUUGAAUCUGAUCUUUGUCGCUACAUAUCAUUUUUUUAACCCACUGGUUAAAGGCAACCUCUCCUGAAUAACUACAAAUUAAAUUAUUCUUACAUGUGACCCAGCCAUGCCACGAGCAAUAAUAAUUAAGCAAACAUAAAGUAACCCAGGGUUAUUUGUGACCAGACUUGCCACGAAAUGAUGCCUUCACUUAUUCAAUGCUGAGCAUCCAUUCAUCAUUGAGUUAGUGACCAAACUGAGACUAUUCCAUCUUUUUUUUGCCUAUUUAACAAGGGGAUUCUAUUUUGCCUGCCACACAGCAGAUCAAUUACAACCAUAAGUCCUAUGCUUCCUUUUGGUUCCAUCAUUAACGCUUAAUCAAUAAUAAUCAUGCUCAAGCACUUGAUGGAGACCCAGAGCACAUCAAUAAAGCUUUGCUGAGACUGAUUCUCAAACAAGAUAUCGGACAAAAAAAUCGGUAAUACUGUGACAAAGAUAUCAAUAGUGCCAUGUAGUUCAUCCUGAGGAUGUUAAUUAUUGUUUUUUUGUUAUAAUUCUGUUGUAAAAUAUAUACUCAUUUAUUUGGCUUAGGUUAGCCCUUAUUUUAUAAACAUGCCGGUGACUGCCUAAGAAAUUGUUCUUUGUGUUGACUUCUUUAGAGAUCUUGAUCUGGAAAAUUUUAAGCAUUAUAAAUCAAUAGCAUUGGCUAGAAGACUUCCCUUUAUAGAAACAGGUUGAAUUAAAAAGAAUGCAAGACGGGACAGCCUGAUACAAUAUCUCUAACAACCGUAACAACCGACAUUGAAUUUAGCCCAGAUACUUGAUGCUGAUUGUUAUAUCGCAGUGACAUGAGUCUGGGAAGUCUCAACCAAGAUUCUGAUAGGGAUGGGCAUGUGCUACCCCUAAAAUUGCAAUCUGGCCAAAUGAUAUUGCAAGGAAGGCGAGUAUAGAAAAGAGAGAUGUGUUAUUGACGGAAUAUCAGAACAAUCCUUAAAUUGGAACACAGUCAUUUGGCAAAUCAAGAAAAUCUCUUUAUCCAGUUGUAAUAUACAUGGUCUGGGAAUGUUUGAUACCAAAACCAGACGCCUGGGAUGGGGAAAGGAAGAAAACAGGGAAAUGUAUUAGGAACAUCCCUCAUUCUGACAAACUAAAAUUUGUCAUAUUAAAGCUAAAAUUCGAUUUAACUAUUUGUGCCAAUAUACAUGGAUAUAGAAUGGACAGAUAAUCUUCUGUGAAAAGUUAAAAAAUAUAUAUAUAUAUAUUUACAGCUUUUUAAAAAAUGCACUACACUUUAAGUUGCACCAUAACCUAUUGUAUGUAAGAAUAUUUAAUGCCGUUAAUGGUUAAAAUUGUGGAAGUCAAACAUGGAUUUGAUAUCUCAGACCUCUGGUACAGGUUUCAGUUUUGUUUUUUGAAAAAAAAUGGAUAGAUAUUUGUGUUACUAUAAUGUUUGCGUUGCUGCAAAAUAUGUUGAAAUAAAAAGUAUUCCUGGUUCAGAAGUAUAAAGGAUAUGAAGAAACUAUCAUCUAUCUGUGCACAUCUAUUUUGUAUAUUAAAGUUGACCAACUCCAUUCUUAUGAAUGAGGUACUCUAAUAAAAUAUCAUACA